AUGAAAGAGAACGAUGCGAUAGCUCUCAUAGUGAUUCUCCUCGUAUUCGCAUUAAUACUCGUUGCAUUUUUUAUAUUUAGACUUUCGAGGAGAACAGUUUUUUAUAGUGAUUAUUCUUCGAGUUCAGUGUCGGAAUCGGAAUCGAAUUCCACAAGUUCACCACGACCUCCUCUGCCGCCACCGGGGAUAGGAAGACCGGUUAUUGGUGGAGCAGGAAGAGGUAGACCUGUUGUGGGAGUGGGAGGAGCGGGAAGACCUGUUGUUGGGGGUCCUGGACCUCCACCAGGGGUUGGGCCAGGAAGACCAGUAGUGGGAGGGAGCAUGGGAGGGAGCAUGGGAGGGAGCAUGGGAGGAUGGUUUGGUGGGGGAAGACCGGUUGCUGGAGCUGGAGGAGGUGGAAGACCUGUUGUUGGGGACGAUUGA
Botrytis porri is the source of this 423-nucleotide messenger RNA. RefSeq lists its product as uncharacterized. Lineage: Eukaryota; Fungi; Ascomycota; Leotiomycetes; Helotiales; Sclerotiniaceae. The coding region runs from base 1 to 423 and encodes 140 amino acids. The record is from RefSeq and is a predicted model, not a curated record. The transcript has a single exon.